AUCCCAAAAAUAAAAAACUAGAAAAAUGGGCGAAACACUUGUAUCACCCCACUUUAUCAUAUUUCCUUUCAUGUCUCAUGGUCACACCAUCCCUCUCCUCCACCUCGCCACCCUUUUACGCCACCGUUUCAUCGCCGUCACCAUCUUCACCACCCCGGUUAACGCCCCCUCCAUCCGCGAUUUUCUACGCGAUGCAUCCAUCUCUAUUAUCGAACUCCCUUUUCCUAAAGACGCACAUGACAUCCCUCCUGAUGUUGAAAAUACUGAAAAACUUCCUUCUAUGUCCUACUUCUAUCCAUUCGCUAGAGCUACAAAGCUGAUGCAGCCGCUCUUCGAGCAGGCUCUAUCAGCUUUGCAAAAUCCACCUACAUGUAUUAUAUCUGACGCAUUUCUUGGGUGGACUCAACAGUCCGCCCAAAAAAUAGGUAUCCCGAGGUACUUCUUCUUUGGUAUGAGCGUUUUCGCCACGACUAUGUAUCAACUUCUUGGCAUUGAACGUCCUCAUGCUGAAACUAUUUCACUAGAAGAGAGUUUUACGUUUUCGAGUUUUCCAUGGUUAAAGCUCACAAGAAAUGAUUUUGAACCUCCAUUUGGAGACCUUGAGCCAAAAGGUCCAGCUGUGGAAUUUAUGAUGGAGCAAGGUAUUUCCUUUUCAAAGAGCCGUGGCAUGAUCACCAACAGCUUUUACGAACUAGAACCAAGAUUUGCAGACUAUUUCAACAAACAUCUCGGGCCGAAAUCAUGGUGUGUUGGACCUCUUUGCCUUGCCAAGCGGGCCAUGAUCUCACAAACCGACGAUACCUGGAUGCAAUGGCUCAAUAAUAAAUUGACGGAAGAACAGCCUGUUUUGUAUGUAGCAUUUGGUACUCAGGCAGAAGUUUCCGCUGAACAAAUACAAGAAAUCGCAAAGGGUCUAGAAUCAUCCAACACAUGUUUCAUAUGGGUGACAAGACAAAAUGCUAUGGAGCAUUUACAGGGAUUUGAAAACAGAGUAAAAAACAGAGCAUUGAUAGUUAAAGAAUGGGUUGAUCAGAAUGCGGUUUUGAAUCACAAAAGCAUCAAAGGGUUUUUGAGUCAUUGUGGAUGGAACUCUGUUUUGGAAAGUAUAUGCGCUAAAGUGCCUAUUUUGGCUUUACCAUUUAUGGCUGAACAGCACUUAAAUGCAAGAAUGGUGACGGGGGAAAUUGGGGUGGGAUUGAGGAUUAUGCCGAGAAAUGGAUCAGUGAGGGGCUUUGUGGGAGCUGAAGAAGUUGAGAAAAUGGUGAGAGAGUUAAUGGAAGGUGAAAAGGGAGAAAUGGUGAGGAAGAAAGUGAAGGAAUUGGGACAAAAUGCAGAGGAAGCUAUGAAAGAAGGUGGCUCAUCGUGGUCCACAUUAGACCUCCUUAUUCAUGAUGCUUGCGCCCGAAAACUUUGAAAUCAAUUAGAAGUUGAUGGGAUUACUGUUAAUUUGCCAUCGAAAUCAUACUUCGUUUAAGUUACUGAAUUCUAUAAUGAAUUUUCUAAUAGUAGCGUAGGUCAUGUUCUUCCUUGUUGAUGUUUAACGCCUUUGAGCAUAUUGUUGUGCUUAAUAACGUAUGGCCGUUUGCUUUAAUUUGAUCAUCUAAUUAGGAAUACCUAUAUUGAAACCCGACUAAAUUUGAAUUCGAUUGAAAAAGUUUCAUCACUCUCCUACAAAUGCGACUCUAUACCUAAUCAAUAGUUUAUGGUAUAGUUGAUUGUGCUACAAGAAUAGGUAGGCACCUUUUGUACAAGUCUUUCACCUACAGUAAUAAAGGGAAAUUAAAUCUCC
Molecule: messenger RNA, 1789 nt
Organism: Solanum pennellii
Lineage: Eukaryota; Viridiplantae; Streptophyta; Magnoliopsida; Solanales; Solanaceae
Product: UDP-glycosyltransferase 90A1-like
Exons: 2
Coding region: 26-1414 (462 amino acids)
Molecular function (GO): UDP-glycosyltransferase activity
Source: RefSeq, a predicted model, not a curated record